ACAGGGAUGGGGAUGCGGGGUAGGGAGGAGACCUCUCUCUCCUCUGGCCACUGGGAGCUCUUCUGCUCCAGGGUUCAGGGACUCAGGCAGCUUUGCUGUCCAGUUGUCCUCCCUGCUGGCAGAGUCUAAUUUCGGUGUCUGCCCCCGGGAGGUGCUGCUUCCCAUCCUUCCUUCCCCACUCCCCGCUUCCCUCCGCCGGGCAGGGCGGGGCGGGGAAUUGGGGAGAGCGAAAGAAGAUUCUCCAACUCCUAGGAAAGAAGGAGGCUUUGUGCGUCUUUAAGCUGGGGUGUCCCCUGUCGUGGGGGCGUGAGGAUGUUUCCUAAUCUCCUGUUGUAGAAGAAGGGUCCUUUGAUUCUGCUGGUUCCUUCCUCCCUUACCUCGGCUGUGACCAGCACAGCUCACGCGGACUAACUCCAGAGUGACCUGCCGCUGACAGGAGUCAGGAAAGGAGCCAGAGAUCCUCUUUCCAAUGACAUCCGGGGCUGCGUUGGGGAGAGAGAGUCCAGCCUAAGGCAGCCUCCAGGGCAGGCAAAAGCUUGACUGGGGACUAUUAUCCUUACUGCAGAAGAAAAGAAGUUGAUGGCCAGUAAGAUUCAAGAUUGCCUCCUUCAAGAAAUUUUCCAAAGCUGAAGGAUUAAGGCUUCCUGUGAGUCUUCCUUUGACGUAUCAAUACUCUCCUCCAUUCUCAGGAACAAUUUAGUUCUGGUCCUUUGUGGGUCUUCGUUCUCACAUUUAGUGUUUUUGGAUGAAAUCAUGGCAUCUAGCCUAACGUGCACAGGUGUGAUCUGGGCGCUGCUCUCCUUUCUCUGUGCGGCUGCUUCCUGUGUAGGAUUCUUCAUGCCUUAUUGGCUUUUGGGAUCGCAAAUGGGGAAACCGGUGUCCUUUGGCACUUUCCGGAGGUGCUCAUACCCAGUGCAUGAUGAGAAUCGCCAGACGAUGGUGAUGGUGGAGGAAUGUGGGCGCUAUGCCUCAUUUCAAGGUAUCCCCAGCGCAGAAUGGAGGAUCUGUACCGUAGUGACCGGGCUGGGCUGUGGUCUUCUUCUGCUGGUGGCACUGACUGCUCUCAUGGGUUGCUGUGUGUCUGAGCUCAUCUCAAGAACAGUGGGCAGGGUGGCAGGAGGAAUUCAGUUCCUGGGGGGCUUGUUGAUUGGGUCUGGUUGUGCUCUGUAUCCUCUGGGCUGGGACAGUGAAGAAGUCCGGCAGACCUGUGGUUACAUUUCUGACCAGUUUGACCUGGGUAAGUGUGAAAUUGGCUGGGCUUACUACUGCACUGGUGGGGGAGCAGCCACGGCCAUGUUGCUCUGCACUUGGCUUGCCUGCUUCUCUGGCAAGAAACAAAAGCAGUACCCAUACUGAUGGUGCCAAGGAUGGUGCAAGGAGACCCAGGUGGGAAGGAAUGUGCUCAAACAGACUGAAGAAUCAAGCACCAAGCAAAAUGAAAAGAUGGAUUUAUGGCUUUUAUCUAACACAAUUCUUAUAACAUGAGAUAGAAUGUUCUUGAGGACAUCAUCUGACACAGGGUGGGGUGGGGAGAUGGG
Messenger RNA from Vombatus ursinus (common wombat), 1538 nucleotides. It is a transcript of the gene LHFPL6, whose product is annotated as LHFPL tetraspan subfamily member 6. The record is from RefSeq and is a predicted model, not a curated record. Gene Ontology annotation, cellular component: membrane. The transcript is spliced from 4 exons. Bases 754 to 1356 code for a protein of 200 amino acids. NCBI's taxonomy places the organism in Eukaryota, Metazoa, Chordata, Mammalia, Diprotodontia, Vombatidae.